ACCUUAAUAGUUUCCUUGAGAGCUUAAUACUCUUCCUUUUUGUGGGGUAUCAAUGGAGGAAGGUGGUCAGAAAGAGUUGCAGCUACUCCCUUCUCAACACUCUUCUUGUUCUUAUUCACAGAUGAGGUCCCGGCCUCCUGAUUUUUCUUCGUUGAGGUAUCGAUCAUCAUCGGCGACGGUGUCUGAUCAUCAACAAUUUGGAGGACCAUCUCUAGACUUGCAAUUAUCAAUCAGUCUGAGUCCAAUCCAGGCACCAUCUAACUGUGUUUUAACAGGUUCCAUUUGUGAUUUCAGUGAUGGAAAUAAAGCGGAUACGAGUUGCGUGGAGGCGAUGAAAUGGCAGGCAGCUGAGCAAAUUCGAUUGGCUACCAUUGAAAAAGCUUAUGCAGAGAGAGUGAGGGAGCUGACAAGGAAGGAGAUAGAGUUAGCGCAAUCGGAGUUUGCAAGGGCAAGACACAUGUGGCAAAGGGCUAGAGAAGAGGUGGAAAAAGCGGAGAGAAUGAAGGAGAGAGCCACAAGGCAGAUAGAUUCUACGUGCAUGGAGAUCACUUGCCAAUCUUGCAGGCAAAGGUUCAAGCCUUAAGUUAAUAUAUAUGCUUGUGAUGAGAUUUGAAACCCUUGAAGACAAGAUGAGAAAGAUAUUAUAUUCUAUAUAGGGGCCAAAUUGCUGAGUUUGAAUA
Molecule: messenger RNA, 680 nt
Organism: Hevea brasiliensis (rubber tree)
Lineage: Eukaryota; Viridiplantae; Streptophyta; Magnoliopsida; Malpighiales; Euphorbiaceae
Product: zinc finger protein SHOOT GRAVITROPISM 5
Exons: 1
Coding region: 53-583 (176 amino acids)
Biological process (GO): gravitropism
Cellular component (GO): nucleus
Source: RefSeq, a predicted model, not a curated record